This is a messenger RNA of Ornithorhynchus anatinus (platypus), 5639 nucleotides long. RefSeq names its product olfactomedin like 2A (gene OLFML2A). Gene Ontology annotation, biological process: signal transduction. NCBI's taxonomy places the organism in Eukaryota, Metazoa, Chordata, Mammalia, Monotremata, Ornithorhynchidae. The record is from RefSeq and is a predicted model, not a curated record. The transcript is spliced from 8 exons. The coding region runs from base 107 to 2056 and encodes 649 amino acids.
GAAGCUGCAGUUCCUAGGGGAGGGAUCGACGGACGCCUGGCUCCUCACCCGUCCCUCUCCGGACUCGGCCUGAGCUGGUGGCCCUCCGGCCGGUCCUGGGAGGACCAUGUCCGGGCUGGGGCUGCUGCUGGGCCUGCUGCUGGGCGCCUCCUCCGUGCGAGCCCACAGUAAGGUGUUUGGCGACGUGGACCAGGUCAGGAUGACAUCCGAAGGCUCUGACUGCCGCUGCAAGUGUAUCCUGCGGCCCCUGAGCAAGGAUGCCUGCAGCCGCGUCCGCAACGGCAGCAUGAGGGUGGAGGACUUCUACACGGUGGAGACCGUGAGCUCGGGACCGGACUGCCGUUGCUCCUGCACCGCUCCCCCUUCCUCUCUUAACCCUUGUGAGAAUGAGUGGAAGAUGGAGAAGCUCAAAAAGCAAGCUCCGGAGCUCUUCAAGCUUCAGUCAAUGGUGGACCUGCUAGAGGGCACGCUCUACAGCAUGGAUCUAAUGAAGGUGCACGCCUACAUCAACAAGGUGGCUUCCCAGAUGAACAGUCUUGAAGAGACCAUUAAGACAAACCUCAGUCGGGAGAAUGACUUCAUGAAGGAAAGCGUCAUGCAGCUGACCAACCAGAUGAAGCGCUACGAGAACUACUCUGACAUCAUGGUCAGCAUCAAGAAGGAAAUCUCCAGCCUGGGCUAUCAGCUGCUGCAGAAGGAUGCUGCAGCUGCCACCGCCCCUUCAGGCAAAGCCCAGAACACAGCUGAGAGUAAAGGCAAGGAAACAAACAAGUACCCCAGUGUCCGGAAGAGUUUUGGGGACAAGGUGACUCCUAAAGUGUCCAAGGAGAAGCUGUUGAAGGCAGAGAAAUUGAAGAAGGAGACUGUUAAGGGCAGAGCCCUCCAGCCCACCUCCAAGCCUCGGCCCUCACUCCACCAGCAGGCAGUGAUUCGGGGCAUCACCUACUACAAGUCCGGAAAACAAGAACAGGCGGAGGAUGGGACUGGUGGCCGUGAAAACACCCUCCGAGAUGGGUCCCGGGCAGAGCAGCAGGAAAACCUAUUGGAGGCAAGGAAAGCCGAGCCAAACUCUUCAGAGCACCGUGAGGAGAGAACCGAGAGCAGAGCGGGCCCCAGGCCUGAGACUACUGCUGACCCCACCGUCCAACCUUCCACUACCAGCACAGCUGCCACUUCCACUUCUGCCUCUACCCCUAUACCCACCACCACUGCCCUGUCCAUCAGACACAACUUUGAAGACCCUGUGGAUCCAGAAGCUCCAAACCAAGUUAGAGAGAUGGUGUGUGAGGGCACCAUCCGGUCUGUGGAUGCCCCCAUAAAGCAGCACAGCUACGGGCGGAACGAGGGAGCGUGGAUGAAGGACCCCACAGCCAGGGAUGACAAGAUCUAUGUCACAAACUACUAUUAUGGAAACAAUCUGGUGGAGUUCCGGAACCUGGACAACUUCAAGCAAGGUCGCUGGAGCAACCUGUACAAGCUUCCGUAUAAUUGGAUCGGGACAGGCCACGUGGUUUUCAGGGGGGCUUUCUACUACAACCGUGCCUUCACCAAGAACAUCAUCAAAUAUGACCUCCGGCAGCGCUUCGUGGCCGCCUGGACCCAGCUGCCGGACGUGGUGUACGAGGACACAACCCCUUGGAAGUGGCGGGGCCACUCGGACAUCGAUUUUGCCGUGGACGAGAGUGGGCUGUGGGUCAUCUAUCCCUCCGUAGACUAUGAUUUCUCGCAGCAGGAGGUGAUCGUCCUGAGCCGGCUGGACCCAGCCGAUCUCUCCGUCCGGCGGGAGACCACGUGGAAGACCAGGCUGCGGCGGAACUCCUAUGGCAACUGCUUUCUCGUCUGCGGGAUCCUGUAUGCCGUGGACGUGUACAACCAGAGGGAAGGGCAGAUCUCCUAUGCCUUUGAUACCCACACCAAUACCGAAGUCAACCCCAAGCUGUCCUUCCUCAACGAGCACGCCUACACCACCCAGAUUGACUACAACCCCAAGGAGAAGGUUCUCUAUGCCUGGGACAAUGGGCACCAGGUCAUCUACAACCUACAUUUUGUGGUCUGAGGUCUGAGCCCCUCUCUCCGCCAGCCCCCAUGUUGGGAAGCAUCUUUUUUUGUUUUGUUUUGUUUGAGUGGUCACAGGAUGUGGCCCCCAAGAUGGCCUGCAGCAGUAUCCAUAGUCACUCGCCCCAGCCAGGCUGCAGACCCAGGGUGGAUCUGGGUGUUGUUUUGAAUGUGGAGGGACAGGAUGGCAGAAGAGCCCAAUUCCCCAAGGCCUUCACCAAGACUAGUGCCUAUCAGGAAAAGAUAGAGAGCUACUGCAUCCUUGAAAAUAGGACAGAGCGAAGAAAUGGCCACUCCUUAAAGGGCCUCCAGUGGAGCACCAUCCCUCCCCCUUCCACUUUCCAUGUGUUCCCUCCUUUGGCCCUAACGGUUCUUGCUGCCAUUCUAGCAGCUUUUCGCCACUAACACACACCAAAAAUUGGUAGAGGUCAGGGCAAGGAGACAUGAACCUUUGGCAAAUAAUCCCCAGCAAGGUCUUUUGUGAGAUGCAUUGGGCAAAAAGAUACCUUUUCUAGAAAUCCAGGGCUAACUUACUGCAUGGAAAAUAAAUAUGUAUGAUCAUAUAUGUAUUACAUAUACAUAUAUAUUUAAAUGUAAGAUACAGGCAAGUGAGAGACAAAGUGUCCAUUUAGUUUUACCUCAGGUCACUAGGGCCCAAUCCCUCUAACCUGCAUUGUUUCCCAGCCUGAGCAAUUAACACUUUCCCCUGCCUAUCACUGAUAUAUUUGUGCUCUGCUUCCUCUUCGCCUGCUGGAUCAAUCAAUUAAUGGUAUUUACUGGGUGCUUACUGCAUGCAGAGCACUGUACUAAGCGCUUGAGAAAGUACAAUCCAACAGUUAGCAGACGCAAUCCCUGCCCAUAAAGACCUUACAGCCAGAUAAAUUUAAGCCACUCUUCGGCCAGUAUUCAUUUCUGUCUUUCUCUGUCUCUGUCUCUCUCUCAACUCAGGGAGGUGCCUGGUCCAGCACCCAUUCCAAACCUCUAGGGUCACCCACAGAAAUCACGCUCCAAAAAACAAAAACAUAAAAUCCAGUUCCAAGGUCCUCUCCCUUUUUCUACAUAUAUCUUUUUUUAUUGUAUUCAUAAAUGUCAUCAUCUGUUUCUGCUGCCCAGGGGCCAAGAAUUUUUCAGGCGAAUCAGUACAAAAAAAUGUCCAGGCUGGUCAGCUGAGUGUGAAGGGCUGAUUUUGAAGACUGAUUGUACCUGAGUUUUCUACUCAGACUAUCACUACCAUUGCAUUUCCAGCAUCUUGUGAUUCCCAGGAUCAAAUCUAGUCAUUCCUGGGGCCAGACCUGAUCAACUUCCCAGUUUUCCUGCCCCACCCCCUGGGGUCUUCUUCUAUUUGGGGGAAGGGAGGGCACAAGUGAAAGAGUAGAACAAUCCAGCUUUACAGACACACUAAUAGAGCAACUGAGUCUCAUCAUAUGCCCCAGUCCUAGACAGAAUUCUUUCUUCAUCAGGCUGUCCCCAAGUGUUUUUUCCUAGAAAACCCCAAUCCAUGCUAUGCUCUUCACUUCCUCACUGGAGUUCUUUAAUCAGUGCAGCUUUUUCACACUGGAGUGUUUUGAGGGAUGGAGUGGUGGCAGGAAUCCUGCCACUUUCCCCCCCUCGUGCUCCUCAAAAGAGUUCACCUAUGGUGGGGACAGACUCUCUGUCAGACUCUGCCCAAACUCUACCCACUUGGCAAACCUCUUCUCCUCUCCUGGGAGAAAAUCUUUCCUUGCUUUCCUCCCCACCCAAGAAACAUAAAGCCUGGAGGUUUCAGAUAUCAGAAACUUGGAUCCUACCACCAUCCACACUUCCUGCCAGACCUGGCCCAUCUUCCUUGGGAGUGAGGUCUCAGAGUAGGCAGGGAGGAAUUCUGCCUCAUUCAGCCACCAAGGGCUCCCCUAAGUAGCUGAGAGAAUGGGGCAGAAGAUGGGGCUACAACAUAUGGGCCUCUUCGGUGCUUUUCAUUGGGGCCCUCGAUGGGCAAGGGGAACAACUGGCCCAACCCAAGCAGUCCCACCGAAUGCCACUUGCAUACCACUAGGGCCAGUCAAUUGUCUCAUCCUUUAACUGCUGCCCUGAGACCGCCCCCCACCCCCACCCCCAUCCCUCAUAGCUUAGCAUGCCAACAUUUCAUGUAUUCUCUCCCCUGGGUUUCCUGUUUUCUUGCAUUGUGGAAUCCCAGAGCACUUCAGGGAGAAGCUCAUUUGUGGCACUUACCCUGACCUACAACACUAAGGGCAUUUAAAGAGACCAACAAUACACUCAGGGAAAAUUUUAGUCCAUCGAAUCAUCUGCCGAAAGCAAUAUUAAAACUUUCAAAGACUCCCUCUUGCCAAUUGCUAGGACAUUGGAAUAUACAUUUAAGGAGCUGCUUUUUUGCUUUGUAAUCACCUCCCACCCUCUUCUGCUGGAUUCAAUCAGCAAUAGGCGCUGCAGCCCUAGUGACAGAAUAUGUCCCAGCCAUAAUGAUGGCUGCUGUCCCAGACUUGACAGCCCUCUCCCAGCAGAUGUGUUCCACUCCACAAUAUUACCUUACUACCACCACCCGGCAGCCCUGGAAAAGGCAAUGCAGGAGAAAAAUAGUGACGCAGGAUGAAGGGAGUCAGGGGAAGUAUCAUCGUCAUCAUCAUCAUCAUCAUCAUCAUCAUCUGAUUUAUUGAAGCUCAACUGUAUCCACAACACUGUUUCAAGUACUUGGGAACACACAAUAAAAGUAAAGACACAGCCCCGAACUUGGAGAGCAAGAAGGGUUUGAGCACUGGACUAGCUUGGGUGUGGUUGGGAAAAUUUGCAUGGGAAUGCCAACCCUGUGGGUACUGCCCACCGCCUGGUAUAUGGCAGGGGGGAUCCCAAUCCGCUUCUCCCCUAGAUUUGCUGCACGAUUCCUUUUCAGGAAGAACACAGCUUCACUCUGCUCUUUCAGCUACAAGGAAAGUCAGCUAGGAAUGUCAGAAACUCCUGGGACCACUAAAGGGCAUAUAUUCUCAUAUUCUUGGUUCUUAAAAUAUUUGCUUGUAGACCCUGGCCUAGUUUGGGUACACUUUGCGGCCAAGGGGUGGAAGAGAGCUAGUGCCGUAGUUUUGAGCUGAGUUGCUGGAGUGCCAGGAUGGGAAGCAACUGUCCAACAAUCUGGGGCAUUUGGAUACCUGAUCAAAAUCCUGGCAGGUUGGGGCUGAACACUAGCUUGGCAUUUAUAACCACAGGGGAACAGCCCAAAUGGCCAACUCAGGAUCAUUCUGAGGGCCCAGGUGGGCCCACGGAGUAAUAGACACCCAGGUUCUUUUUUCUUCCUUUUAAUUCUGUAAUCCAGGGUACCCAAAAUCUGACCUUUAGUGUCUGACCUCUGGAGCUGUUACAUCUGCCCUGAUUGCUGCUUCGGAUUCCUGCCAGUUAAGUUAUAUCAGAGACUAACUUUGCCUUAAAAAGAAAGGGUUUCAAGGUAAAUCGGUAUAUUUUGUUGAAAAACUGUUUCUAGCCUUUGUUUGUGGAACUGUUUCUAGCUUUUGUUUGUGGAGGUAUGCGAUUGGAGGGUGGGGAAAGAGGGUUGUAUAUAAUCAGCCUUUGAAAUAAAGGGGAAAAUAUAUCUAAAAAUC